Molecule: messenger RNA, 590 nt
Organism: Oryctolagus cuniculus (rabbit)
Lineage: Eukaryota; Metazoa; Chordata; Mammalia; Lagomorpha; Leporidae
Product: tetratricopeptide repeat protein 36
Molecular function (GO): protein binding
Source: RefSeq, a predicted model, not a curated record
GCUCCAUGGCGACUCCGAAUGAUCGCGCCGUGCUGCAGGCCAUCUUCAACCCCAACACCCCGUUUGGAGAUGUUGUGGGGUUGGACCCGGAAGAAGACGCAGAGGAGGAGGAAGCCGAUGAAGACAGAGGUUUCCCUCAAGCACAGCUGGAGCAGUCCAAGGCCCUGGAGCUGCAGGGGGUGAUGGCAGCUGAGGCUGGGGACCUGGGCACAGCCCUGGAGAGGUUUGACCAAGCCAUCCACCUGCUGCCUGAGCGAGCCUCAGCCUACAACAACCGAGCCCAGGCCCGGCGACUCCAAGGAGACGUGGCAGGCGCCCUGGACGACCUGGAGCGCGCCUUGGCGCUGAGCGGCGGCCGGGGCCGCGCCGCCCGCCAGGGCUUCGUGCAGCGUGGGCUGCUGGCGCGACUGCAGGGCCGGGACGACGACGCCCGCGGGGACUUCGAGCGGGCGGCGCGGCUGGGCAGCCCCUUCGCGCGGCGCCAGCUGGUGCUGCUCAACCCCUACGCCGCUCUGUGCAACCGCAUGCUGGCCGACAUGAUGGGGCAGCUGCGCGGCGCCCCGAACCAAUAAAGCUGCCGGGCUCACCGA